CCGAGCCCAUCAUGCCAUUGCAUUCCAAUUUCAAUCAUGUCACGCCGAUUAGUCUAUGGAGAUCUCAUUGUUGUUCCGGCCCCUUCUUUGAUUGACUUGCAGCAUUUGGAGCUCCCGUCACACCUUCGCCUUCUGAGACCGGCUCGGUACCUGCACUCGGAUUCCAACAGCAAUCACCACGUUGUGCAACCUUUACGUCCAGAUGAGGAGGCCCCGGAAGCCAUACCCGUAGGGGAUUGCAUGCCUUUAGCGAUCUUGUACAAACAUGUCAGGCUCGAUGUGCCAUCACCCAACAUGCAGAGAAUGAUCGGAUAUGUCAGGAACGAAGCAGUUCAAGACUCGCCGGCUUCCCUCUUCUGUCAGGCUUGGAUCAUCGCAUCCACAUUAGUUUCCAGUACUUACGGCAUAAUGGGCCUGUCACCUCAACUCGAUCCCACUUCAGAGGCCUUGGCUUUACAGGUGACUGCGUCCGAUGACCGUCGACCUGACCUUCCCCUUAUCAGGCGAUUUACCACCAAGGGAUAACCUACCGACUGGGCGAUGCAAUCUGCAUGCUGAAAGACGCGCAGGGCGCG
Messenger RNA from Kockovaella imperatae, 575 nucleotides. RefSeq lists its product as hypothetical. The coding region runs from base 37 to 525 and encodes 162 amino acids. The record is from RefSeq and is a predicted model, not a curated record. The transcript has 2 exons. Lineage: Eukaryota; Fungi; Basidiomycota; Tremellomycetes; Tremellales; Cuniculitremaceae.